GAAGAAAAACCAACCCACCACACACUCAAAAACUGAAAUAAAAAAAAAAGAUGCGAUUUGUUAUUUUAUUACCCCUACUAUAUCUUGUACCAACUAUAUCAAUAGGGACUGACUGGCCUAGGGUCAGUAAUCCCUUGAUGAGCGUUUGGAAAUCACUGUACCCACAACAACCCACUCAAACAACUACUACGACAAAUUCCUUGGAAUCAAAUGCUGCUAGUGGUAUUGGUGUUGGUGGUGUUGGAUGUCAGGAUUGUACUCAAAACAAGGUGGUUGUUGUCAACGAUCAAAAUCCUAUACAAACAGUAUUGAGGGUAGAAUACGUUAAGCAACAGAUCCUAAAGAAAUUGAGGCUUUCUAAGCCUCCGGAUGUGUCGAUAUCGUUGUCGACCUUGCCGAAGCCAUUGAUAAACGGCAACGUGCUCGAACUUCGACCCGGCAUGCCACUUGAACCGGAAAAAUCGGCCGAAAGUUUUUAUGGUAAAACCGAUCAAAUCGUCGUCUUUCCAAACGAAGGAAUAGCAGAUUCAAAAAAAUGCCGACAAAGUUCGAAUCACCUGACAGGUUUCAGUCCAGCUGCCUGUUUUACGUUUUACCUGUCGAACGAAAUGCAAUACGUUGAUGUAACUUCGGCAGAACUUUGGUUUUACAAAGAGUACGAUGAAAACGACGACUUAAAUCAAACUUUUGUCUUAUCGGAAUUGGAUCAUUGGGACAAAAGUGAAAGAUUCGAAAAGAACAAUAUUAUGGCUAUUUUCGACACCGAUAUUGGAGAGGGUUGGGUAAAGACGGACGUGGGUUUUACGGUGAGAAAGUGGGUGGAAAAACAUCAGUUGAACCACGCGAUGCAAAUAGCCUGCAGCACCUGUUCAAUCGAUCGUGACACUGCACCUGUAUCAAUCGAACAAACGUUAAAACCCUUUUUGGUGAUACACACGUCACCAUUGCCACAAGAAAACAGGCCCAAAAGAAAUUCUAAUUGUAUGCCAAAAAUGAAGGAAUGUUGUCGCGACGAAUUGUUCAUCGACUUUCAAGAUAUCGGUUGGGGUGAUUGGAUAUUACAUCCUAGCGGUUAUCAUGCAUAUUUUUGCAGGGGUUCAUGCACCUCGGUAGCAUCCUUGACGUUAAGUGGAUCACAUUAUAACAACGUUAUCAGGAAAUGGAAUCUGGUGCAUCGCGAAGAUGAGAUUGUACCGUGUUGUUCGCCAACUCAAUUUUCACCGAUGCAAUUACUAUACAUCGACACUAACAGCACAAUAAAACAGAAGACAUUGCCUAACAUGGUGGUAGAAGCUUGUGGUUGUAUGUGACAAUAACUUUUUUUUUGUCGUCCAAACGAAGACAACGAAAAAAUGAAAAUACAAAGAAGAAGAAGAAGAAGAAGAAGAAGAAAAAUCAAAUUGAUAUGGACACCAUUUAAAAACUUUUAAGUUUAUAUUAGUUGUGCUUUGAAAAUACGCACACACAACACACAGAUAGGCGAAUUUUGUAUACAAAGACAUUCUUCAAUUUUAUUUAUUCUUAUAUUUUAUUUUUAUGUCUUUUUUUUUUCAAACGAGAACUCUUUUUCGUACAG
This is a messenger RNA of Polistes dominula (European paper wasp), 1576 nucleotides long. It is a transcript of the gene daw, whose product is annotated as activin beta chain dawdle. The record is from RefSeq and is a predicted model, not a curated record. Gene Ontology annotation, molecular function: growth factor activity; cytokine activity. Gene Ontology annotation, cellular component: extracellular region. NCBI's taxonomy places the organism in Eukaryota, Metazoa, Arthropoda, Insecta, Hymenoptera, Vespidae.